CAGAGGAGGCCGCGGGCCGGGGAGGGCCGGGCGGGACGGGAAACGUUAGGUCAGCGGCCCCCGGGGUGAGGGGGCCGAGCGGACGGGCAGGGCCCCGAGGCGAACUCUGCCCGGAUGAGGAACAAAGCAGUGGGGCAGGCGCGUGCGCCCCCAGCGCAGCUGGCAGGUUGGGCAGCCCCCUUCCCGAAGCUUCUGGACGGAAGGCCCCAGGUGUUCCCCGAGAUGCCCCAACCCGUGGCGGGGUGCACGGCCACCGGCCCUCGGGAGAAGUUGGGCGGCCCCGGGCGACCCCGGGGACGAGUGGCCGCGUCGGUGCAGCGGUUGUGAGCAAGAUGCGGUAGCACGUGACCCUGGAACGCAAACCCUGAUGCCUGUUCCCCACCACCCGAGCGCUCCUUUCUCUGACAUUUGGCCCCAAGCCGAGGCAUCACAGGAUGAAUGAAAUGAACCUGAGCCCAGUGGGGAUGGAGCAGCUGACUUCAUCCUCUGUGAGCAAUGCCUUGCCAGUCUCAGGAAGUCACCUGGGAUUGGCUGCCUCACCCACUCACAGUGCCAUCCCUGCCCCAGGCCUCCCAGUGGCAAUUCCAAACCUGGGUCCCUCCCUGAGCUCUCUGCCUUCUGCUCUGUCUUUAAUGCUACCAAUGGGUAUUGGGGAUCGAGGGGUGAUGUGUGGGUUACCUGAAAGAAACUACACCCUACCUCCACCACCUUACCCUCACCUGGAGAGCAGUUAUUUCAGAACCAUUCUACCUGGCAUUUUAUCUUAUUUAGCUGACAGACCACCUCCUCAGUACAUCCACCCCAACUCUAUAAAUGUUGAUGGUAAUGCAGCAUUAUCUAUCACCAGUAACCCUUCAGCACUAGAUCCCUAUCAGUCCAAUGGAAAUGUUGGAUUAGAACCAGGCAUUGUUUCAAUAGACUCUCGCUCUGUGAACACACAUGGUGCCCAAAGUCUUCAUCCCAGUGAUGGCCAUGAGGUGGCCUUGGACACAGCAAUCACUAUGGAGAACGUUUCUAGGGUUACCAGCCCAAUUUCGACAGAUGGAAUGGCAGAGGAGCUUACAAUGGACGGUGUUGCAGGCGAGCAUUCCCAAAUCCCAAAUGGCUCCAGAAGUCAUGAACCUCUGUCUGUGGAUUCUGUGAGCAACAACCUUGCAGCAGACGCUGUAGGACAUGGUGGUGUGAUACCCAUGCAUGGGAAUGGCCUGGAGCUCCCUGUGGUCAUGGAGACAGACCACAUUGCAAGUCGGGUCAAUGGCAUGUCUGACAGUGCCCUCAGUGACUCCAUUCACACUGUGGCCAUGAGCACCAACUCUGUAAGCGUGGCACUCUCUACCUCACACAACCUUGCCUCCCUAGAAUCUGUUUCCCUCCAUGAAGUUGGCCUCAGCCUAGAACCUGUGGCUGUCUCCUCCAUCACCCAGGAGGUUGCUAUGGGGACAGGUCAUGUAGAUGUAUCUUCAGACAGUCUUUCUUUUGUACCACCUUCACUGCAAAUGGAAGACUCCAAUUCAAACAAGGAGAACAUGGCAACCUUGUUUACAAUUUGGUGUACUCUGUGUGACCGCGCCUAUCCCUCGGACUGUCCCGAACAUGGACCAGUGACUUUUGUUCCUGACACUCCAAUAGAGAGCAGAGCAAGGCUUUCUCUCCCAAAGCAGCUUGUUCUCCGUCAGUCAAUUGUGGGAGCAGAAGUUGGUGUAUGGACUGGAGAAACCAUUCCUGUGCGGACUUGCUUUGGACCUCUAAUUGGCCAGCAGAGUCACUCCAUGGAAGUAGCAGAAUGGACAGACAAGGCAGUUAACCAUAUCUGGAAGGUAUACCACAAUGGUGUCCUAGAAUUCUGCAUCAUUACAACUGAUGAAAAUGAAUGUAAUUGGAUGAUGUUUGUGCGCAAAGCCAGGAACCGGGAAGAGCAGAAUUUGGUGGCUUAUCCUCAUGAUGGAAAAAUCUUUUUCUGCACCUCACAAGAUAUCCCUCCUGAAAAUGAACUGCUUUUUUAUUAUAGCCGAGAUUAUGCUCAACAGAUUGGUGUUCCUGAACACCCAGAUGUGCAUCUCUGUAACUGUGGCAAGGAGUGCAAUUCUUACACAGAGUUCAAAGCCCAUCUGACCAGCCACAUCCAUAACCAUCUUCCUACCCAGGGACAUAGCGGCAGCCAUGGGCCAAGUCACAGCAAAGAAAGGAAGUGGAAGUGCUCAAUGUGCCCCCAAGCUUUUAUCUCUCCUUCCAAACUUCAUGUCCACUUUAUGGGUCACAUGGGUAUGAAGCCCCACAAGUGUGAUUUCUGUAGCAAGGCUUUUAGUGAUCCCAGCAACCUGCGGACCCACCUCAAGAUACAUACAGGUCAGAAGAACUACAGGUGUACCUUGUGUGACAAGUCUUUCACCCAGAAGGCUCACCUGGAGUCCCACAUGGUUAUCCACACUGGAGAGAAGAAUCUUAAGUGUGAUUACUGUGACAAGUUGUUUAUGCGGAGGCAGGACCUCAAGCAGCACGUGCUCAUCCACACUCAGCUGGAGUGCAAUGGUGUGAUCUUGGCUCACUGCAACCUCCACUUCCCAUGCUCAAGCAGUCCUCCCACCUCAGCUUCUGAAAGUAGCUGGGACUACAGGGGCAGGGGGAGGUGUGCAGAGAACUGAAAAUCCUUACCUGAAGAGACUGUGCUUAUAUCCCAGACCCGAAGCCCUUCUUUUUGACCUCCAAAGGCAUAAAUAAAUGGCAAAUCAGGGCAACAUGAAGAACAGAAGAGAACUCCCUAGAGAGAGAACAGGAAGAUGGUAAUUUCAAUCUCUUCAGAGAGCGCUAAUAUCUAAAUCCUCACUCUUGUCUCUAAGAAUCUAUGACUUAAAUGGUUAUUCAAAACCAACUUACGAUUAUCACUUUCAAGCCUACUGCAAAGGUAGCUCAGAGUCAAGUCAGAAGGGCUAUUACUACAAUAUGAAGCCAGACAAGCGCAGCAUGCUGGUUCUUCCACAAUGAUAUCUGCAACUUCUGACCACUCAGGCCGCUCAUCUUCGUUAUCACUCUGUCUCUUAGGGAUCACUCUGUCUCUUAGGGAUUUCCUAACAAACCUAAUGUGUCAUGUAUUUCCAGAAACUUUAGCUGUCCUUUUAAACAAUAACAAUGAUGCCAGUUUAAAUCAUUUUUAAACUUUGUUUUCUUUUUUACAUUUUUAUUAAUAGGUAAUAUAUAUUUGUUAUAGAAAAUAGGAACAAGAAAAAUAUAUGAAAAUCUCUCAGGGAGGUAACCACGGUUUAUGUUCUGGGAUAUAAUCUACUAGAGUUAAAUGUAAGCAUUUAGGCAAUUAUGCAUUUAAAAAUAAGCAUGAGAUGGUACUACAAAAAUUGCUUCUGUAACCUGUUUUUCCAUUAUAUUUACAUAUAUUUAUUUAUUCAUACACAAUUUUGAACAGCUGUGCAGUGUUACUAUGUCUGCAGUCUAACUUACUUAUAUAACUCAGUGGUUGGCAUAUAGUAGGUGCUCAGUAAAUAUUUCUUGAGUGAAUCUGGUUAUUUCUAAAUUUUUCCUACUAUAUAGUAAUUUGUUUCAGUGUAGUCAGAACUAGUUAUGCAAAGAGAUAAAGAUACAUAAACUGACCCUAAUAGCUACGGUGCCCUGAGGUUCAAGAUUUCUUGGGAUGGUCUUGAUUUCAGGGUUAAAAAAAAAAAAAAAAAAAAAAAAAAAGCAGCCAUUUCACUUGUGUCCUAGAAAACCCUCUCCCCAGCCUUACCAAGCAACUGUUAAUCAUGUGAGUUGGAAAAGAACCAGUCACUGAAUUCCCCACAAAGUGUUCUAAGUCAUAAAAUCCCACCAAAUUUGACUAAACUCAAAAUUCACUUCCCCAACACAUCCAUAUUCAUUAAUGCAAUAGUUCCAACAGAAAAACACGCAACACAAGUUCCGGAAAAAGACAAGGUCAGAAACAGAAUAAAUAAAAAACAGAUACCCAGGGAGAUUCUUACCAUUUUCAUGUCCCUAGAAUGAACUAGACUUGGCCUAUCUCCUAAGAUGUCCCAGAUCUUCACGUAUUUGUCAGCUGAAGCAGUCACGAGACAGCCCUUGAUUUGACUGCUAAGAUCAAGACCUAAAGGAAGAUAAGUUUAGACACUUUCACUUUGAAAUACAGAUUUACUUCAUCAUAAGUUAAGAAAAAUGAAAGAAGCAUUACUCUUGCUCACCAGAGAUUUCAUCAUUGUGUGCAUUAAGUGUAAAAAUUGGCUUAUCUGAACGUGCAUCCAAAUUAUAUACAAAGCCGUCAUCUGUACUGGC
Gorilla gorilla gorilla (western lowland gorilla) is the source of this 4272-nucleotide messenger RNA. It is a transcript of the gene PRDM4, whose product is annotated as PR/SET domain 4. The coding region runs from base 435 to 2642 and encodes 735 amino acids. The transcript has 13 exons. Lineage: Eukaryota; Metazoa; Chordata; Mammalia; Primates; Hominidae. Gene Ontology annotation, molecular function: DNA-binding transcription factor activity, RNA polymerase II-specific; histone methyltransferase binding. Gene Ontology annotation, biological process: regulation of gene expression; transcription by RNA polymerase II. The record is from RefSeq and is a predicted model, not a curated record. Gene Ontology annotation, cellular component: nucleus.